Eurytemora carolleeae is the source of this 1388-nucleotide messenger RNA. RefSeq lists its product as uncharacterized. Lineage: Eukaryota; Metazoa; Arthropoda; Copepoda; Calanoida; Temoridae. The transcript is spliced from 9 exons. The coding region runs from base 139 to 759 and encodes 206 amino acids. The record is from RefSeq and is a predicted model, not a curated record.
UGAUUAAGGCAGUCGAAUACAGGCAUCCAGGCAGUCAGGGGCUGCAUCAAGGCAGUUAGAAAACUGCAUUAAAGCAGUUAAAACUGCAUAAAGGCAGUGAGGAAGAGUAUUAGACCAGUUUAAAACUGCAUUCCUGAAAUGAGUUCAAGGACUGGGUCUCGCCAAAGCCUGGAUAAACUAAGAUCUGGGAUAGAUAAAUACGACCGGGGUUUAAACACUCUUACAGCAGAUAUAAGAAAAGUUGAAAACUUCUACAGCGAACUGCAGAAAACACAUUCAAAAACAUUUAAUGCAUGUCAAAAGAACGGAAUAAGAGAAGAUUUGAGCUGUGGGAAACCAAUGAUAUCCAGUAUUACAGAACCAAGUUUUACGAGACGAUACAUCGAAUCCCGAGAAUACAGUGUUGGGUCUAGGGGAGAAGUAAGAUGCCCAGCCCAAGGAGAGGGAGGUUGGAACAGGAUAAACAGGAGUCCUGGAGAACGAUACCAGACCAGAACCCGGAGUGAGGUUUCUCCUUGGGUCCAGCAAAAAUACAGAAGUAUAGAGGUCCAAUAUCCUCAAUAUUCAAGGUUCAGAGGGAAGGAUUGCUGGGAGGAAAAAGAUAAGCAGUCAAACACUCAAAGGUCAAUUCUCAGAUCUGGAAUGCUGUUUUCACCUGACUCUUGUCGUCUUGCAAUCCUUGAGAGUAUAUCUAUGGCGUGGACCGCGGACAAGUACAGACAUGUAGAAACAGCAAGGAACAAACCUUCCUCCAUUUAAUCUAAGCAGAGUCAUAUACUGACAUGUAGAGACAGCAAGGAACAAUCUUUCAUCCAUUAAAUCUAAGCAGAGUCAUAUACAGACAUGUAGAGACAGCAAGAAACAAACUUUCAUCCAUUUAAUCUAAGCAGAGUCAUAUAAAGACAUUUGGAGACAGCGAGGAACAAACCUUCAUCCAUUAAAUCUAAGCAGAGUCAUAUACAGACAUUUGGAGACAGCAAGGAACAAACCUUCAUCCAUUAAAUCUAAGCAGAGUCAUAUACAGACAUUUGAAGACAGCGAGGAACAAUCCUUCAUCCAUUAAAUCUAAGCAAAGUCAUAUACAGACAUUUGGAGACAGCAAGGAACAAACCUUCAUCAAUUAAAUCUAAGCAAAGUCAUAUACAGACAUUUGGAGAAAGCAAGGGACAAACCUUCAUCCAUUUAAUCAAAUUCAUACACAGACGUUUGGAGACAGCAAGGGAAAAACCAACCACCAUUUACUUUAAGCAGUACUGUACAGACAUGCGGGGAUAACAUGAAACAAAACUUCAGCCAUUCAAUCCCUUAAUCCCAGCAGCCUACCAAAGAGUUUGAUGAAAUGUUAGAGUCAUGUUUUAUGAAUAGAACUAUAAAUACCAAUACCUGGG